AUGGAUUAUGCAAAGAAGUGUAAGGCUUGUCAAUACCAUGCAAACUUGACUAGCCCUAUUACAUUAAAAUCAUCAGCAAGGCAUUCUUAUAUCCUUGUAGCAACAGAUUAUUUAUCAAAAUGGAUUGAGGUCAUUCCCUUGAGAGAGGCCAAGAAAGAGAAUGUGGCAGACUUUAUUCGUACCCACAUCAUCUAUUACUAUGGUAUUCCUCAUUGGAUCGUGACAGAUAAUGGAAGGAAAUUCUCUAAUAUCACGAUAGAUAAGUUAUGUGAAAAAUUCAAGUUCAGACAAUACAAGUCAUCCAUGUACAACGCAGCUGCAAAUGGCCUAGAAAAAGCAUUCAACAAAACAUUGUGCAAUCUUCUGAAGAAAAUUGUCUCCAAGUCGAAGAGGAAUUGGCAAGAAAGGAUCGGUGAAGCAUUGUGGGCUUAUCGAACCACUCAUCGCACUCCUACAGGGGUUACACCAUAUUUGCUUAUUUACGGUGUAGAGGCUGUCCUUCCCAUCGAAAGAGAAAUCCCAUCAUUAAGAAUGACAGUGCAAGAAGGGUUGACUACUAAACACAAUGUCAAGUUACGUCUUUAA
This is a messenger RNA of Cucumis melo (muskmelon), 585 nucleotides long. RefSeq lists its product as uncharacterized. Gene Ontology annotation, molecular function: nucleic acid binding. The record is from RefSeq and is a predicted model, not a curated record. The coding region runs from base 1 to 585 and encodes 194 amino acids. The transcript has a single exon. Gene Ontology annotation, biological process: DNA integration. NCBI's taxonomy places the organism in Eukaryota, Viridiplantae, Streptophyta, Magnoliopsida, Cucurbitales, Cucurbitaceae.